AUGUCUUUGAGGAUUUUCUCCCUCUUCAGACUCGUCGCCGCUGCUUCGAGCCAGAUCUCUGUGCCAACCGACUUUGACUUCCGCGCCGCGGCUCAAUCCAUCUCGGCCGAAUUGAGCUCUCCAUCAUUUGACAAGCAAGAGCUGAUCGACAUCAUAGACACCAUCUACCGCAGUACAAAGAAGGGGCGGGGUCAAGUCGUGUCUCCAAAGGACUACUCGACCCGCUAUUGGUACUAG
Messenger RNA from Mytilinidion resinicola, 237 nucleotides. RefSeq lists its product as uncharacterized. Gene Ontology annotation, biological process: mRNA splicing, via spliceosome. The transcript has 2 exons. Gene Ontology annotation, cellular component: U4/U6 x U5 tri-snRNP complex. The record is from RefSeq and is a predicted model, not a curated record. Lineage: Eukaryota; Fungi; Ascomycota; Dothideomycetes; Mytilinidiales; Mytilinidiaceae. Bases 1 to 237 code for a protein of 78 amino acids.